Adineta ricciae is the source of this 1812-nucleotide messenger RNA. The record is from the annotation of a GenBank genome assembly. NCBI's taxonomy places the organism in Eukaryota, Metazoa, Rotifera, Eurotatoria, Adinetida, Adinetidae.
AUGGAUUGUAAUAUCAUUGUACAAAUGGGCUUUUUCAUCAAUGAUCUCCACCGUCAUAUUGAACGUUUACAUAAGGAACAAUCUGCUAGUCAGUCUUCCAGUCAAAUCUUUACAGUAUAUCGCGGCCAGGGAUUAUCAAAAUUGGAUUUCGAUCAAAUGGUAAGGGUUAAAGGUGGAUUGAUGUCAUUCAAUAGCUUUUUAUCGACGAGUGAAACACGAGAUAUUCCUCUUAUUCGUGCUGAAAGCAACGCAAGUAAUCUUGAUUUAGUAGGAGUGCUUUUCACUAUACAAAUUCAUUCUACCUCAUCAUCAACCUGUUUUGCACUCAUUCGUAAUUGUAGCUUCUUUGAAGAUGAAGAUGAAGUCCUGUUCUCUAUGCACAGUGUAUUUCGAAUCCGCGACAUUAAACAAAUAGGCACGAAUAAUAACCUUUAUGAAGUGAGUUUGGUGCUGACUAAUGAUAAUGACAAAGAAUUGAGUAUGCUUACUGACUUCAUACGAAAAGAGAGUUUCCCAAAUUUAUCUGGAUGGCACAGAUUGAGUUUACUCCUGAUAAAACUGAAUCAAAACGAAAAGGCCCAAGAGAUUACCGAAGUCUUAUUGUAUGAGUCACCUGGUAACAUGGAGAAGGCACAACUCUAUGGUCAUAUGAGCUGGAUCAAAGCUAAUCAAGGAAAAUACGAGCAAGCAUUAGAAUUUGGUCUGAAGUCAUUCUCUAUAGAGCAAAAAGCUCGUCCACGGAAUCAUCUUGAUUUGGCUUCAUCCUACAAUAACAUGGGCAUCAUAUACGUUCACAUCGGCGACUAUUCACAAGCAAUAUCAUUUUAUGAACAAACUCUUGCCAUUCAUCAAAAUUUACUACCUUCGAAUCAUCUUCAAUUGGCUGCAUCUUACAACAAUGUUGGUUGGGUACACGAUCGUACAGGUAACUAUUCAAAAGCACUCUUAUCCUACAAACAAGCCCUUGUAAUAAAAGAGCAAUCACUCCCGCACAAUCAUCCUGAAUUAGGUGCAUCGUACAGCAAUCUUGGUGGCGCAUACAAUCACAUGGGCAAAUAUCGGGAAGCACUUACAUCAUAUGAGAAAGCCUUGGAAAUCCAACGUCAGUCACUUCCACGCAAUCAUCCUGAAUUGGCCAUAUCAUACAAUGAUAUCGGUAGUGUAUACUACAAUAUGGGUAACUAUUCAAAAUCACUAUCAUUAUUUGAAGAAGCCCUUACAAUUCAACUCCAAUCACUUUCACAUGAUCAUCCUCUUCUAGCCAUACAAUACAGCAACAUAGGUAGCAUAUAUAGCCACAUGAGGAACUAUACGAAAGCGCUCACAUAUUAUGAAAGAGCUCUGUCAAUCCAACAAUCAUCACUUCCACAUAAUUACCAUCAGCUAGCUGUUUACUUCAACAACAUUGGCAGCGUGUAUGAUAACAUGGGCAACUUUCCAAAAGCGCUCUCAUACUACGAGAAUGCCCUUGCAACUCAGCUGCAGCUAUUUCCACACCAUCGCCCUCAUUUGGCAAUGUUUCACAGCAACAUUGGUAGUGUAUAUGAUAGCAUGGGUGACUAUCCAAAAGCACUGUCAUUUUAUGAAAAAACUGUUGAAAUUCAGCAGGCAUCACUUCCACAAACUCAUCCUGAUUUAGAAAAAUCUUAUAACAAAAUCGCUGACAUUCAUAUCAAGAUGGAAUGCUAUUCAAAAGCAUUAGAAUCUUACAAACGGGUUGUUGAAAUUCGGGAACAAACACAGCCACGGAGUAAUUCUGACUUAGCUGCAUNUCAGGAUAAAAUUGUCUCACCAGCGGGAAACAGCUUCUGA